AUGGUCCAAAUGCUGUGGGGAUGGGUGUGUCUAACCAGAGACAAACACAGCUGCCCAGAGAGGGUCAGGCAGGCAUGCCUGCUGCUGCUCCAGGUCUCCCCCGUCCCCAGGCCCAAGAUGACACCCAACAGCACCAGGGAGGUGCCCAGCCCCGUUCCUGCAGGGGCCCUGGGGCUCUCCCUGGCCCUGGCAAGCCUCAUCGUCGCUGCCAACCUGCUCCUGGCCCUGGGCAUCGCCGGGGACCGCCGCCUGCGCAGCCCGCCCGCUGGCUGCUUCUUCCUGAGCCUGCUGCUGGCAGGGCUGCUCACCGGGCUGGCGCUGCCCGCGCUGCCCGUCCUGUGGAGCCAGAGCCGCCGGGGCUACUGGUCCUGCCUCUUCCUCUACUUGGCUCCCAACUUCUGCUUCCUCUCCCUUCUCGCCAACCUCCUGCUGGUGCACGGGGAGCGCUACAUGGCCGUGCUGCGGCCCCUGCGGCCCCGCGGGAGCAUGCGGCUGGCCCUGCUCCUCACCUGGGCUGCCCCCUUGCUCUUUGCCAGCCUGCCUGCCCUGGGCUGGAACCACUGGGCGCCUGGUGGCAACUGUAGCUCCCAGGCCGUCUUCCCAGCCCCCUACCUCUACCUCGAAAUCUAUGGGCUCCUGCUGCCGGCUGUGGGUGCAGCCGCCCUCCUCUCGGUCCGCGUGCUGGUCACUGCGCACCGCCAGCUGCAGGACAUCCGCCGGCUGGAGCGGGCCGUGUGCCGCGGGGCGCCCUCAGCUCUGGCCCGGGCCCUCACCUGGCGGCAGGCCAGGGCGCAGGCCGGGGCCACGUUGCUCUUUGGGCUGUGCUGGGGCCCCUACGUGGCCACCCUGCUGCUCUCUGUCCUGGCUUUUGAGCAGCGCCCGCCACUGGGGCCUGGAACUCUGCUGUCCCUCGUCUCACUGGGCAGCGGCAGUGCGGCGGCUGUGCCCGUGGCCAUGGGGCUGGGUGAUCAGCGCUACACGGCCCCCUGGAGGGUGGCCGCCCAGAGGUGGCUCCGGAUGCUGCGGGGCAGACCCCAGGGCAGUCCUGGCCCCAGCACCGCCUACCAUACCAGCAGCCAAAGCAGCGUGGACCUCGACUUGAACUAG
Budorcas taxicolor (takin) is the source of this 1107-nucleotide messenger RNA. RefSeq names its product G protein-coupled bile acid receptor 1 (gene GPBAR1). Gene Ontology annotation, molecular function: G protein-coupled bile acid receptor activity. Gene Ontology annotation, biological process: G protein-coupled receptor signaling pathway. Gene Ontology annotation, cellular component: membrane. Bases 1 to 1107 code for a protein of 368 amino acids. The record is from RefSeq and is a predicted model, not a curated record. NCBI's taxonomy places the organism in Eukaryota, Metazoa, Chordata, Mammalia, Artiodactyla, Bovidae. The transcript is spliced from 2 exons.